Cadophora gregata is the source of this 2477-nucleotide messenger RNA. RefSeq lists its product as uncharacterized. Lineage: Eukaryota; Fungi; Ascomycota; Leotiomycetes; Helotiales; Ploettnerulaceae. The transcript has 3 exons. Gene Ontology annotation, cellular component: membrane. Bases 1305 to 2477 code for a protein of 390 amino acids. Gene Ontology annotation, biological process: transmembrane transport. The record is from RefSeq and is a predicted model, not a curated record. Gene Ontology annotation, molecular function: transmembrane transporter activity.
UGGACAUUCACAGGAGGCAAGGCUUGAAGCUGUACUGUAUUCAGAAGCUGUAGCCGAUAUUGGAACAGGAGGUCGUGUUCACGACCCCGCCUUUACGGGAGAUCAAGUUCAACCCCGCACUGCCCAUGUAGGAGAGUGAGAUAAGUAACAGGAAAACACACUUCAUGUUGCCUCCAGUCCUCUGAUUCUUGACUGCACUUAAGAGUUCUUCUGGAUAAAUUGCAAGACACAUCUGUACAAAAUAGCAUGAAUCUGCAUCUACAACAUGACAUCCAGUUCAUCCAAGGCUUCCCAAAUUACUAGACACGCAGCCUAUUUCCUUCUUCUCGGAACGUAAGCGAUAGAGCCUGUAUCGGUGUGCAAAUAAAUGAUAGAGGUACUAUGGAUAUCUUCCAGAGGUAUGCCGCCGGGUAUGGGUAUCAUACCCGAAAUACCCAGAUCUUCGCAUCGCCAGAUCAACGGGUAUGCAGCGGUAACGCUAAAGACUAGACACCACCAACUUGGAAGGACCCUGGCUCGAACAACGGAACUGGCGGAAUAGCCGUCAGAUAGCAGCUCCUCCGCAAAUCUUGGCUUGAAACCCCGGAAUUAAUUAUCGUGGAGCAUGCGGAAUGAGACCCGCAGAUAGUCGUAUUUUGAUAGUUAUCUAGAUGGAUAUCAGGAAGCUUGGAUAUCUUAAUAUUGAUCCGUAUCUGUAUCCAUGCCUGUGGGGUUAAGAAGCAGGACUUAAGAAGGCUAUGCUGCCAUCCCUUGGACCAUUCUUACGUUAAAGUAAUUCGAGAAACAGCCGUGUUCGCUUCCAUUAACACCUAAUUACACCAAAUAUUGCCGGGAUGGCGACAAAAGAAUUGGAUCCCAGUGCGGAUAUGGAGAAGAAGCUUCCUCAGGAUGUCCAAGCGACAAGUUUCGUGUCAGAAAGGGGCUAUGCGGAGGAGCUUCGUCGAGACUUCUCGAUCUGGUCGCUUGGCUCAUUGUGUGUUUGCUUGAUGGCAACGUGGGAAGCGUUGGGAAGUGUCGUUGCUGCUGCACUGACGAGUGGAGGAGCACCAUGUUUGUUCUACAAUUAGUAUGUCCUGGCCUAAAGCGCGACCGUAAGAAGUGGAACUGACUUUGCGAAAAGCAUCAUUUCAUUCUUUGGAACUGUAGCUAUUGCGGCUUCGUUGGCCGAAAUUGCAUCGAUAUACCCCACUGCCGGAGGUACAUCCUGCCCAUCUCAACUCCUACUUAUCGUAUGGGCUUUGAAUUACGGCUGACAACAAACAGGUCAAUACCACUGGGUCGCAGCACUUGCGCCCAAAAAUCAAAUGCUUGUGGCAUCCUGGUUCACUGGCUGGAUCUCAAUCGGCGGACAAAUCGUUCUUACGGCAUCUGCAGCGUUCGCAGCUGGACUGCAACUGCAGGCUUUGAUCACAGUGAACAACGAUGGCUACAUCCCGCAGCGCUGGCAAGGAAUGCUCUUCUACUGGAUGAUCAUCCUAUAUGCCGCUGUGGUGAAUAUCUGGGGAUCCAAGGUUCUCCCGCAUACAAAUCUUGCAUCUGGAGUACUGCACAUCGGAGGUUUCAUAGCAAUCAUGGCAGUCUUGGGUGCCAUGGCUCCGAAACAUAAUGCUGAUUACGUCUUCGUCGAAGUGACAAACAGCAGCGGCUGGUCCAAUCAGGGUGUUUCAUGGUUGGUCGGUCUCCUCAGCACAGUUUAUCCUUUCCUCGGAUACGAUGCCGCUUGCCAUUUGGCAGAGGAGAUGCCGCGACCAGAGCGGAAUGUACCAAUUGCUAUGGUGGGUAGUGUUGUGGUCAAUGGCAUCAUGGGAUUUGGAUAUGCGAUAAUGCUCUUGUUCUCGCUUGGUGAUCUCGAAGGGCUCCUUACUUCUGCAACUGGAUUUCCAUUCAUGCAACUCUUCUUGAACGUUACCAAGAGCAGUGGUGGAGCAACAGUCCUGAUCUUGAUACCAACCAUGAUCGCAGUCGCUGCCAAUGCGGCCGGAUGUACCUCAACCUCCCGCACAUUCUGGGCUUUCGCAAGAGACUCUGCAACGCCGUAUUCCAAAUACUUCUCGCAUGUCAAUACUUCAUUGCAAGUUCCAGUACGGGCUGUGGUUCUAGUCACCAUUUGCGAAUUGCUUCUGGGCUUUAUCUACCUCGGAAAUAGUACUGCAUUCAAUGCAGUCCUUUCCAUGGCAAUUCUCGGGAUGUAUACCUCAUACCUGCUACCAAUUGUUUACAUGACAAUAUAUGGCAGAAGGAAGAUGGCCGGCAAAUUUGGUCCUUUCAGGCUGGGCAAUACACUUGGUAUGAUUACCAACGUGACUGCGACAUGCUGGCUGUUGGUUGCAAUUGUGUUCAGUACAUUCCCAACAUUGCAACCUGUGACUCCACAGAACAUGAACUAUUCCAUUGUCGUCAUGGGUGGCUGGUUGGUUGUUGGGGUAAUGUUCUUCUUUUUGUCGGGUAAAGGUAAGUAUGCAGGGCCUAUCUUGUAA